Catharus ustulatus (Swainson's thrush) is the source of this 2086-nucleotide messenger RNA. RefSeq names its product perilipin-3-like. The transcript is spliced from 7 exons. The coding region runs from base 419 to 1852 and encodes 477 amino acids. Gene Ontology annotation, cellular component: lipid droplet; cytosol. Gene Ontology annotation, biological process: lipid storage; positive regulation of triglyceride storage. The record is from RefSeq and is a predicted model, not a curated record. NCBI's taxonomy places the organism in Eukaryota, Metazoa, Chordata, Aves, Passeriformes, Turdidae.
GGUUUCCUGCGGGGGUCCCGGGACUCCCCCGGCCCAGGUGGCGGUGCCGGCCCGCACGUCCCCAGCGCAGGAUUGCGACAGACAAGUGCGGUCUGGCUGCUGCUGAAUCACCCAAAAACCUCCCCCUGGCCCCAAAAGGGGGGUGUGGGGUUCCCGGAGAGGACAGGGGGGUCCAAGACGGGUUGAGGGGAGUCAGUGCCGGCGUUUCCUGGCGGGGGAGAAGGGAACCCCAAAAUCCAGAUAACACCCCCGUGCGCCCCUCAGAACCCGCCAGCCGCUCCCACUCCGGUCAUGAAUUGGUGACUCUCGGCCCUCAGGGAGCAGGGGCUGGGGGUUCUGGAGGUCUCAUCCCCCGGGGGGUCCCCACCAGCCUCACCCACCCUUGACCCCCCAAAAUCUUCCCGCUGCAGCCGCCACCAUGUCGGCCGAGAGCGCCGCGGUGCCGGCAGAGGCCGGGCAGGAGAUGAAGAGCGUGGUGAGCCGCGUGGCCAACCUGGCCCUGGUGAGCUGUGCGUGCGGGGCCGUGGCCUCGGCGUACGGGCGCACCAAGGAGAGCCACCCGUGCGUGCGCUCCGUGUGCGCCGCCGCCGAGAAGGGCGUGAAGACUCUGACGGCAGCGGCAGCGAGCGGGGCCCAGCCCCUCCUCACCCGGCUGGAGCCCCAGAUUUCCACCGCCAACAAAUUCGCCUGCAAAGGGCUGGACAAGCUGGAGGAGAAGUUGCCCAUCCUACAGCAGCCCCCCGGCAGGGUGGUGGCCGGGACCAGGGAGCUGGUGUCGUGCACGGUGAGCGGGGUGGUGGCGAGGACGCGCUCGGCGCUCGGGGCCGUGGCGGGCACCCGCGUGGGGCGGCUGCUGGCCACGGGCGUGGACACCGUGCUGGGCAAAUCGGAGCAGCUGCUGGAUCGGUACCUCCCCGGGACGGGCGAGGAGCUGGAGGUGGCCACAGAGGUGGCCACAGGCACGGAGGUGACCACGGGCACGGAGGUGACCACAGGCACGGAGGUGACCAGGAGCACAGAGGUGACCAGGAGCACAGAGGUGACCACAAGCGCGGAGGUGACCAGGAACACAGAGGUGACCAGGGGCACAGAAGUGACCACAAGCACGGAGGUGACCAGUGGCACAGAGGUGACCAGGGACACAGAGGUGGCCGUGCAGGAGCAGCAGAGGCGGUGGCAGAGCUACUUUGUCCGCGUGGGCUCCCUGACAGCCAGGCUGCCACACCGGGCCCUGCGGCGCUCGCUGGGGGACCUGCAGCGGGCACGGCUCCGCGCCCAGCGCCUCCUGGCCCAGCUCCACCACGUCAUCCGGCUGAUUGAGGAGGGGCAGCAGGGCACGGCCGGGCCCUGGCACGGCGCCCGGGAGCACCUGCACGGGCUGUGGCUGGAGUGGAGCCAGCAGGAUGAGGUGCCCAUGGAGGACAGCGAGGUGGAGGCUCGGACUCUGGCCAUGCUCCAGGGGCUCCUGCACCAGCUCCACGCCGCCUGCUCCCACCUGGCCGCCGGCGCCCGGGCAUUCCCCAGCAGCGUGCAGGAGACGGCGGGACACGUCCGGCACGGCGUGGAGGGCGUCCAGGCCUCGCUGGCCAGCGCCCGCUCCUUCCAGGACCUGUCGGGGCUGGUGCUGGCGCAGAGCCGGGACGCGGUGACGCGGGCGCAGCUGAGCCUCGAGGGGCUGCUGGAGCACGUGGGGCAGCACACGCCCCUGCCCUGGCUCGUGGGACCCUUCGCCCCCGCGCUCGUGGAGUACCCCGAGGAUGUCCCCGUGGAUAUGUCCAAGUGGGAGGGCUGUGUCACCGUGGGGGGGACGCACCCGGUGCCCGCCGCCCCCCAGGUGUGCAGCCAGCACUGAGCCACUGAGCUGGGGGAGCGCCCACCCGGAGCCACGACCCCAAAUCCCACCGGGAACGAGGGCACGAUGGACUUGGUGACCCGGCGUGGGACCCCAAUGGUGGCACAUGGAGGACACGGCGUGACUCUGUCUGGCAUCCAGGACUGCCCUAAGCCCCAGGAGCACAGGGAUUUCGUGUUUUAACAGCUUCAAACCGGUUUUAAGAGGAAGAAAACAACUUUUUUGGCCUUAAAA